Molecule: messenger RNA, 1671 nt
Organism: Thelazia callipaeda (thelaziosis nematode)
Lineage: Eukaryota; Metazoa; Nematoda; Chromadorea; Rhabditida; Thelaziidae
Source: the annotation of a GenBank genome assembly
AUGACUCAGCGAAAUGCAUUUGAUAUUAUUGUGACAAGUAUGAUAGUCCUAUUGCGUCAGCUGAUACAGUUAGGCGGAGAUGGAAAUGAAAUGUUGGGUGAUGUUCAUGCAGUCAUUGUUGGCAGUGUUUGGCAGUUUUCAUCGGUGCGGUGUGAUUUGUUGUGUGAAAUAGAUGAAAUAAUGCAAGUUAACACGGAAGAUGUCACAUUACCAUGGGGCAGGGAAUCAGAUCCAUUGGAUAGGCAGACGGGUCAUUGGCGUAUGGCUGUUUUUCAAGAUGUGCAAGAAAGCAUAGAUCGGUCUAAGCUUUAUUUUCUCUAUGAUCCCAUUGCUGAUGAAAACUCGGGAACAUCGGGCCCGCGCAAAGGCGAACAAAGUUUAGUUAUUUUCGACUUGUACAAGCGUUGUUUUAUUCGAGAAUUAUCUCUUUCUGGAUGCGAAGGGACAGUCAAAUUUCUCUUCGCACUGAAAUGUCCUUCAUCUUUUGGUGGUUCAUCUUUUGUUGUUGCUUCUACUUCAGAAAGAUAUGGGCAAACUGCGUUAUUAUUGUAUCGGAUUGACUUGACACAAGAUGGAUUUUAUUUGGGAAGCGAGCCAAAGCCACUUCUAACAAAUUCAAUUCCAUUAAAUGAUGCGUUUAUCGUUUCUAUGCGUGAAGAUGCACCGGAAGUUGUUCUUAUGACUAAUCCUGGUCUUACUAUUUGGCGUAUUAAUUGUAUAAGUGAUCAGCCUAGUGGACCAGUUGAAUCCUUUUCAGUUCCAUCAGCUGACCUCAGCCAUUAUUAUGAUGCUUUUUUGAACCAAGGAAGCGUGUACUUCUUAUCGCAGUCACCUGAUGGACAUUUUGAUCAUUCUCGAAUCCAUAUUCUGGAUAUCAUGGGGCAACGUCAGUUACGUACUGUGAUGUGCAAUCCUGAUCCUGUACGUGGCGCACCUUGUGCUCGUAAACGAGCCGCUAUCGAUUCUUUUGCAGGUCACUUGUUACUUGCCGGUGGUGAAGUUGAAUAUAAUUACUCAGUGUCUCGUCUUAUCGAUUACUGGGUUCUUAACUUUUCAAAUUUUACAUGGCAUCAGAUCCCAGCACAAAUGCCAAUACCUCUGAUUGAACCUCGACUUACUACUACCAAUUCAGGCAAGUUUGGCACAUUCCAUAAAUUAAUGUUCUUGAGCAAUGUCUAUCUAUGGGGUGAUUUUGAUGAGCCAAUACCAGGUAUAUCAUCCGCAACACAUUUACGUAUUUUGAGAGUGAGUGGCUUUGAAAGUAUGAAACCACCUCCUUACAAUGAAGCAUUGGAAAAGUCAACGUCGCUUCCAUUUCCCUCUCAUGGGUCACACCCUAUGGUCACUACUAGCCAAGCAUAUCCAAGUCUAGGCUUCGCACAAGUGGGUGGUGACACAAGCAAUAUGCCUUAUCCUCAGAACAAUCUUCAGUAUACUCAAAGUAACGUUCCAUAUCCACAGAAUCAGCCAUUUGUUCCAACAGGACCAACAGCAUAUCCUCAAGGACAGCCAUUACAAAAUUACUCGGUUCAGCCGUCUUUCCCAUCUGGAAAUAUUCAGCACUAUCCGCAGCAAGGUGGUCCAUCCCAGCAACCUUUUGGUGGUGCUCCGGGAAUGAACCAGCAAGCAUAUUAUCCACCGGAACAGAAACAGAACUGUUCCAUUCAGUAA